Messenger RNA from Penaeus chinensis, 4207 nucleotides. It is a transcript of the gene TM9SF3, whose product is annotated as transmembrane 9 superfamily member 3-like. The record is from RefSeq and is a predicted model, not a curated record. Gene Ontology annotation, cellular component: membrane. Lineage: Eukaryota; Metazoa; Arthropoda; Malacostraca; Decapoda; Penaeidae. Gene Ontology annotation, biological process: protein localization to membrane.
CAUCAGCUGCUGCCCUCUGCCGAGCUGACGUGGCGAGAGGCGAAAAUGCUUGUGUGUAAACAUUCCUUGAGAUAAAAGUCGUAUUUGAGGUCCAUUUUCACGCCAAAAUGAUAUCUUGGAGGACAUUACUGGUCGUGUUUAACCUGUUCUUCGUUGCUGUGGGUGAUGAACACACACAUACGUACAAAGAUUUAGAAGAGGUGGUACUAUGGAUGAACACAGUAGGGCCAUAUCACAACAGGCAGGAGACCUACUCAUACUUCUCCCUGCCCUUCUGUGUGGGGCCCAAGGAGAAGAUUUCCCACUACCACGAGACACUUGGGGAAGCUCUACAGGGGGUGGAACUCGAAUUCUCAGGGUUGGACAUUGACUUCAAGACUGAUGUGGCUAAAACUGUGUAUUGUGAGGUAGAGCUGGAUGAAGUUCGACUCAAGACUUUUGUUUACGCUGUGAAGAACCACUACUGGUACCAGAUGUACAUCGAUGACCUUCCCAUUUGGGGCAUAGUAGGCGAAAUUGAUGAGGCCAAUGAUGCCUACUACAUCUGGACACACAAGAAGUUUGAUCUGGGCUACAACAGCAACCAGAUUGUGGAUGUGAACCUGACCUCAGAGUCCCGGCAGAAGCUGGAAUUGGGGGCCAAGAUUAAAUUCACCUAUGAGGUCAACUGGAAGAAGUCCGGGGUCAAGUUUGAGGACCGCUUCGACAAGUACCUUGAUCCAAACUUUUUCCAGCAUAGGAUUCACUGGUUCAGCAUUUUCAACUCGUUCAUGAUGGUGAUCUUCCUGGUGGGUCUCGUAUCCAUGAUCCUCAUGCGUACGCUGCGUAAGGACUAUGCACGCUACUCCAAAGAUGAGGAAAUGGACGACAUGGAGCGAGACCUGGGUGACGAAUACGGCUGGAAGCAAGUCCAUGGAGAUGUGUUCCGCCCUCCUUCUCACCCCAUGCUCUUCUCGGCGCUUGUGGGCUCGGGCUACCAGAUGCUCACCGUCACCUUCCUCGUCAUCCUCCUGGCCAUUGUUGGUGAACUGUACACAGAACGAGGCUCUAUGGUCAGCAUUGCCAUCUUCAUCUAUGCUGCCACAUCACCUGUAAAUGGCUACUUUGGAGGCUCGUUAUAUGCACGAAUGGGAGGGAAAGUUUGGAUUCGACAGAUGAUGAUGUCGGCAUUCAUGCUGCCAGCCCUUGUAUGUGGCACUGCUUUCUUCAUCAACUUCAUUGCUAUCUACUACCAUGCCUCUAGAGCCAUUGCCUUCACUAUCAUGCUGGCCGUCAUCUGUAUCUGCACUUUCGUCAUCCUCCCCCUCACCCUUGUGGGCACAGUACUGGGCCGAAACCUAGCUGGGCAGCCCAACUACCCCUGCCGCAUCAACGCAGUUCCACGGCCCAUCCCUGAGAAGAAGUGGUUCAUGGAGCCUUUGGUUAUCAUCCCCCUGGGGGGUAUACUACCUUUUGGCUCCAUUUUUAUUGAAAUCUUCAGGAUGUAUGGCUUCUUCCAGACCAGUUUUUAUUUUGGCUACAUGGCCCUGUUCAGCGUCACCCUGGGCAUCAUGUGCGGCACCAUCGGCUAUGUAGGCACCAGCAAGUUUGUGCGGAAGAUAUAUUCCACCGUUAAGAUAGAUUAAAGCAGGAGACUUGUGCGGUUGGUCGGUUUGUGACAGACAACAGACUACUGCUUCAUAAGGACAGACAAUAGCAUAUCUUUGAAAAAGGCACAGUAGUAUUCCCCAUACAUACUUGAAAGAAUUCCAGAUACCUGAAAAAAAAGUUUGGAAAAAAAAGUACCACACUUGAAAAAGAAAAGAUUGGAAAAAGCCAUGUGCCACACUGGUGUGAGGUGAGCCACUAGGAAAAUAAUCCCUUGAGGGGGUCGAGUCUAGCACAAAAACUUACUACACGAUCUGUGGCCUCAUCUGUUAAGUCACCCGUGACACUGCGGAGAGGUUCUCUCCCCCCUUUACAAUGGCAACGCCCAGAUGUGAUAUUGAGAAUGUAGUGUAGACAGAAAGUGUGUUUAUCUUGGAUCCUUUUAGAGAGAGAGAGAGAGAGAGAGAGAGAGAGAGAAAAUUCCUUCAGCCUUAGGAGUCUGUUAACCUGUUAGUCUCAGACAAUUUUUUAUAUAGAAUACCCGCUACUGCAGCAAGUGACAUUGAGUUGAAGGAGGAUUCUUCUCCCUCCUCCCCUAGACACAUGCGCAUCCUUUGGCGAGACAAUAUUGCGAAGAGGAGGAGAUAUUGCGUGAACUCCCCUAGAAGGCGUCCAGCAAGUGUAUGAACAUGGCUAGUUUGUAGAUUGACGUCCAGUUAUAUGGGUAUUUUGAUUCCUUGUUUUCUUCUUUUCUCUUGCUUUCUUUUCUCUAUUUUUGUUUUUAUUGAUUAGAAGAUACAUUCAAUUACUAUUGAUAGUGUGGACUAUAUUAGGAUCUUGAUAUUUUUUUUUUUUUUUUUUUUUUAUAUACACUUUUAAACAUUGAAAUAUAAUUAAUGAUAAAAAAAUAAUAAUCACUUGUUAUUUAUAACAUGGCAGGUACUAAAUGGAAAUCUUGUUAGAAAUAUAGGAAGGAAUAGUGGGGGAGAAAUUUAUUGCCAUGGUUAAGUUUUAUAUACUGUUUACAUAGAUAUAUUUAAUUUUAUGUGUGGCAUUAAUUAAUAAAGAGCCACUUCUCCUUAUUUAUUUGACAGAUGAUCAGUGACAUUGCUUUACCAGUGCUUAAGUUAUAAAAGUUUGAAGCAAAACUUGUGUGUGUGUUUGUGCAUCGGCUGUUGGUAACUGGUUGUAGAUUAUUUCUUUUUACAAAUUAAAAAACGAAAAAUAAAAAAGUUUACCACAUUUCUGAUCAGUGUGUCUCUCUCUGCAACAAACUGUUUAAAGACAUUUUUCUAUUUUUUUUUUCUCUCUCUUUAUUUAUAUAUACCUAAUAGAUAUAUAUUUCUUGUUUAUAAAGAGCAAACUUUACAUCUUGUGCAUUUUUUUCCCCUCCCCCUCCCCUGAGUGAAAGUUUCUGAAUUAUACUGGAAUGGAUCUGCACGGGCAUCGGAGAAGGGUUGUGUUUUUACGCCCGGAAGUUUUAUUGAAGUGUUAUGUCCUUUUGAGAUAGUGCUAUAACCCCAGAAAUUCAAGUUUUGUAGGUAAAUUGGUAAAAUUAUUAGUGUGUUGUUGUUGUUUUUUUUUAUUUGAAAAUGUUCUAGUUUUUGUUCUUUUUUUUUUUUUUUUUUUUUUUAUAACCUGUUUUAGAAUGAUGUAUAUUUAUUUCUAUGAUUUAUUUUUAGAUGUUUUGUCAGCACAAAUACUUGCUGCAUUCCCAGGCAACAUAUUUUUCUCUAUGCUGUUGUACAUAUAAGUAUAUAUCACAUCAAAGAUGCCUUCCUUUCGAGAGCGGAACAUUGGGCUCUUUUUUUGUGAUUAGUGUCGGGGUUGAAAAUGCAGUGAAGAGGAGAGCCAACGAAGAUGUGGUUCUGAGAAUGCUGUGUUGUGCAAAGUGCCAGCACACACCACAGUCACUGUAUCCCUGGCCCAUAGUUUUGAUAACUAGAUUAAUAUAUAUGCAGAUUAAUUCCGUGGUUUUUGCCUACCCCUCUUGUAUCUUGUGUGGCUUUACUCGCGGAGAUGAUUGGAAAUCAUUCAUAUUCAGGUUCAUAAUACAGUUUGUAUGUCAAGUGGGUAACCUGCAACUCCUCUUUCCUUCCCCCAACACCAUCCUUUCCACCUGAGAAUGCCUGUGCUAAGAAUCAAAUUGAUUCUCUUAAGGCAAGAAAAUAUUCUUCACUUUAAUGAAAAAGUGAGUGAUAAUGUGUUUGGGUGGUGUUUUAGCAAUAGCAAAUGAUGAUGAUGAUGAGGGAUGCUUUGCUCCCAAUGUGCUUAAUUGUGAUGAGUAUUCAUACAGUAAUUAUUUUCUUUUGCAUAUUAAAAUAUUUUUGAGAGAAAAGAAAAGGUUCCCUCCUCACCCCAACCCACCCAUCAUGUUGAACAAAAGGAGUGAUUGGUUGACAGAAUGAUUGCCAUUUUUCCUUUUUUCAUACCAUAUUCUCUGUAAAACUGAUUGAAAUUGGAGUGAACUACUUCUUCAAUUCUUCCAUACGUUUCAAUGUGACUUGCUCUCCUUUUUCAUGUGUUCAUCUCAUCUGGCAGUUUUGAUUCUGUGUGCAAGUUAAGCUAACAUAAGAUUCUUAUACAGACAAUGUAUGUGCUGAAUAAAUCAUUCCAGUAA